AUGGAACCCGUGGUCAAUAUCUUGUUGGACUCCUUCCCCGGCUUGUCGCUCCCUCCAACGCUGUGUAUGCCUCUGCCUGCGUCAGCGACCCUUGCAGACCUAUUUUCUUCCAUCCGACAUGUGCUCCCGGCGAGCCUGCCGGCGAACACCCGGCUCAUUCUAACAUCCACCUCAAACACUCCUAUCUACGACUCCCCAUCCACCACGAUAGCCGAAUUAUGCCGUUUUGCGCCAUGUCAGGACGUUCCUACAGGCUCGUUCCUGCCCCUGCGUCUAUCUGCCCCGCUCGUUGGUGGCAAAGGUGGUUUUGGGUCUCAACUUAGGGCCGCAGGUGGUCGUAUGUCCUCGCGCAAGAAGCGUCAGAAUGCCGAGCUUGCUACAGGAAGUGCCCGCAACCUAGAUGGUAGAAGACUCAGGACCAUUACCGAGGCCAAGAAUCUAGCAGCAUAUUUGGCUACCAAGCCGGAAGUGGACAGGAAAGAGAAGGAAGAGAGACGCAAGAGAUGGGAACAAGUCAUCGAAUUGGCUGAGCAGAGAGAGGCAGACAUGAAGUCCGGAAAGACAGCAGAUGGUCGUCGUAAAGGCAUCAGUGACGAGUGGGUCGAUCAAAAGGAAGAGGUAGGUGAGAACGUCAGAAACGCCGUCAAGCUUGCUAUGCUUGCAAACGAGGACAUGGGCAAGGACAAGGCCAAAAGGGUCUCACCACAACAAGGCGAGAGUAGUGGAAGUGGAGGAUCCUUACCGCCUAGCGACGAGGAUAGCGACGCAGAUGAUCUGAUGGAGCUUGAUGAAGAUGGCAUGUCCAGACUGAAAAGCGAAGCCGAGACAGGAGAUGCCGAUGCGAUUUGGGUGCUUCAGAACCGCCUUAAGAUCCCAUCGGAGCUCCUGCCUAAGGCGAAGCCAAUACUCCGCCGGAGAUUCGCAGGUUUUGACGACGAUGAGGAUGAUUUGUCCAGCAGUGAAGAUGAGGAGCCCUCUGCCCAACUAGCAGGUAAGGGCAAGCAAAAGGUUGACAGCACGCGAUAG
Molecule: messenger RNA, 1026 nt
Organism: Exophiala aquamarina CBS 119918
Lineage: Eukaryota; Fungi; Ascomycota; Eurotiomycetes; Chaetothyriales; Herpotrichiellaceae
Exons: 1
Coding region: 1-1026 (341 amino acids)
Cellular component (GO): nucleus
Source: RefSeq, a predicted model, not a curated record